Messenger RNA from Seminavis robusta, 918 nucleotides. The record is from the annotation of a GenBank genome assembly. NCBI's taxonomy places the organism in Eukaryota, Bacillariophyta, Bacillariophyceae, Naviculales, Naviculaceae.
AUGGCGACCUACAAGCAACGAAGAACCCAAGAAAUGUCAAAGGAGCACCCUGCUUCUGCUUCUGCUCCUGCUCCAGCUACCAGCAGCAAGUUCUUGUUGGAGCCUGUGUCGGCCUAUACCACUGGCAGCAGGUUCUUUCUGGAGCCAACCAAAGGAAGUUCCAGGCAGCACCUAUCCACCUUGAUUCUCAUGGCACUGGGUAUCGCUGCCACGCUUCGCCUCUUUUUUCACCAACUCCAUUGCGAUGAUUCCAUCUUGCUGCGCAACCUUGCUAGCAGGUCAUCCGAAGAAUCUUGUGUUUUGCCACCUCUCCCUCCCAUUCAGACACGCCAAGACAUCGCACUGGUGUUGGAGCAGAUGAAUUUCACCACAGGUAUUGAAAUUGGAGUCCAACAAGGAUUAUUUGCUGAAUACAACCUCAAAUUUUGGCCAUCAUGUCGAAAGUACAAACUUGUGGACCUUUGGAAACAACAACCGAACUACUUUGAUUCAGCCAAUUUGGAUAACUUAGUGCAUGAGACCUUUUACCAGGCAACCAAGGAACGUCUCAAGCCAUGGGAGGGAUUUACAGAAUACUACCGAAUGUACUCCAGUGAAGCUGCCAAACUCAUUGCCAAGGAGGGUGAACAGGUGGAUUUUGUCUAUGUGGAUGCCAGGCAUGAUUACUGUGGUUGCAAGGAAGAUAUUGAAAUGUACUGGCCUUUGGUCAAGCCAGGAGGGAUCCUUGCUGGACAUGAUUUCAUGGCAAAUUAUGAAGUUGCACCACAGGACUGGUCGGUUUGUAUGGAUGGUUCAAUUCAUCCUGAAGCAGUCAAAGGUGCAGUCAUGGAGUUUGCGAACAAACACAACCUGCCAGUGGGAGUGACAUACAGAGAAACCCAUUGGAACUCUUGGUGGAUUCGCAAGCCACUUUGCUGA